CGCAUGCGCUGUCCUCCUCGUCUCUCAUUGGCUGCCGGCUCGACGCUGUACGUGCGUCGGCGCUUCCUCAACGUGACUCGCAGAAACAGCAAAAUAGAAGAUGUUGGUCCUGGUUCUAGGCGACCUGCACAUCCCUCACCGGUGCAACACCCUGCCGGCUAAGUUCAAGAAGCUUCUGGUUCCGGGGAAGAUCCAACACAUCCUGUGCACCGGCAACCUGUGCACCAAGGAGAGCUACGACUACCUGAAGACGUUAGCCGGGGACGUGCACAUCGUCAGGGGAGACUUCGACGAGAACCUGAACUACCCGGAGCAGAAGGUGGUGACGGUGGGCCAGUUUAAGAUCGGUCUCAUCCACGGCCACCAGGUGGUGCCAUGGGGCGACAUGGCCAGCCUGGCGCUGCUGCAGCGGCAGCUGGACGUGGACAUCCUCAUCUCGGGGCACACGCACAAGUUCGAGGCCUUCGAGAACGAGAACAAGUUCUACAUCAACCCUGGCUCGGCCACGGGGGCCUACAGCGCCCUGGAGAGCAACAUCAUCCCGUCAUUUGUGCUGAUGGACAUCCAGGCGUCCACGGUGGUGACGUACGUGUACCAACUGAUCGGAGACGACGUCAAGGUGGAGAGGAUUGAGUACAAGAAGUCCUAGAGGAGGAGCAGCAGGAGGAGCAGCAGGAGGAGGAGGAGGAGGAGCAGCAGCAGCAGCAGCAGCAGGAGGAGGAGGAGCAGCAGCAGGAGGAGGAGGAGGAGGAGGAGGAGGAGCGGUGCGGCUCGUUGUAUCGUUUCAUUCCUCGUCCACCAGGGGGCAGCAGAUCCCUUGCAGUCACCCUCUGAGAGAAUGACGUCAUGUAUUUGUUAUCAAGAGAAAUAUUUGGUGCCAUUUUUUUUCUUUUCUUAUUUUCGUCAUUUCCUGUUUCGUGUCCGUAAACCACAACGGGCCUUCAGCGUCUUUUUACACUUGAUUUAUUCCCCACAAUAAAGAUUCUUAUUUCACUGGAAGAGGUCAUUGUCUGAAAUAUAAUCGUAUGAAAUACAAAAUAAAAAGUUUAUGUUGGAAUUUGUUAUGUAAAUAAAUAUCUGUAAUUAAGAACACAAUUAUUCAGAAGUUAAUAUUCUUUAUUUGACGUUUUUAUUAUGAAACCUUCCUUUUAGAAAGUGACUUCCUGACAUUUAUCCCUGGCAGUUUAGUGAUUUUAGUACUUCACAUAUUUUAGAAGAAUAUUCAAAAUAAAGAUAUUAAUAAAGAUGGAGAAAAUGAUUAAAGCAAUUUCGUGAAUGAGUCCUUUGUUUGAGUUAUUCAUUCAAAUAAAAACUAUAUUAAACUAAAUCUAAUUGUUUAAAUAAUUUAACACCCAUUUUCCCCUUUAACCUGCUUAAAGACGUUUUGCCUUUAAUUGGCAGCUCGCUAUUAGAUAUUAUCAAUGUGUCUCUGCUAACAGGCCACGUACUACACUCCUUCAAAGUGGCUGUCAUUAAACCUCUCCUGAAGAAGCCCACUCUGGAUCCAGAGGUGUUGGCUAACUACAGACCGAUCUCUUGUUUGUGUCUGGCUCUCGACGAAGGCGGUCGCAUUUUCUCUCCCUCUCCUCCCCAUGACCUUCCCUUCCCUGCUUGGCUUCUCUCGUCCGUGUCUUGUCUGUCAUAUACUUGAGAGACUCCCCUCAUUGCUCUUCGAACUAAAACUAUGGACCGAUCAACUGGUCAUCUGAUCAACUGGUCUCUCAACGAAAUUGACACCGUCUUCUCGACGAGAAGCUUGGGUUCGGGGGAACCUGCCCGUCCUGCCGGGACGUUGCAGCUGGUUACACGAUGGACGUGUCGUGUGCCUAGCAGCCCUUUCCGUGGAGGACGUAGAUGACAUCUACCUAUUCGGAACUAUGAUUACAGGAUUUCUGCUGUUUGGAUUUGGCGUUGCCCUGGUUUAUCGGAAAAUUAAGGAAACGGUGACAGCCGUUAAAAGCCCCCUAAGGCUGCCCGACGAAAUUGGAUCGAUUUGAAAUCCUAUUGGGAAAUGGGAGGAAAGUGGUGGAAUAGUAGGUGCGCAAAUUGGAUGUAGUUGCUGGAAGACCAAAUAAUCCCAAUCUUAUCUGCUUUCGGCUCCCUCAACCAGAACGGGCCUUGGCCAAGGCCGUUACUGGAACAACAACUCCCCUGAAGAUCGCUGAAGUGAGAACCUCUCUCAUUCCCUUCCCCCUAUCCACAGACACCUGUGGUUGUUGUAUCCCCAGGACAUUUCAAGGCUAUCUCCAUGGCAACGACCAUCUUGCGGACUGAGAACUCUGUCUGUUGUGGCCUGGGGGAGGACGACUUACCGGGCCACUCACUCACGAACUCUACACACACACUACACACUCUACACACACACUGAUAUGCAUUCACUACCCUCACCCCCAUCCCACGCCUUCGCCUGCUUUAUGCCCCCAGUGUGGUCUACUGGCGCUCUAACGGGCUGCCAGAUGGCUGGCUGCCUGUCUACGCUGGUUACCCUCUGCCCCCCUACGGCUGAGCUUGACCACCCAGUCUUUGGUUUACCUCCCCUCCCCCCUUCCUCACGUUGCAUGUCUUGUUUAGAUGUAUGUGCUUUUGUGCUGAGGUGUUUUUUCUGCUCCCACACUGUACCCCUCUAGGGGCAUAUUCUGGGGGUUGUUUUUUAUUUUCUCCUCUCUUCCCUCGUGUUAUGCUGUAAUCUUCCUGGAUCUGCCUGUAAUUUCCCGCUUGCGGGAUCAAUAAAGUAUACAUCUA
Messenger RNA from Pseudoliparis swirei, 2742 nucleotides. It is a transcript of the gene vps29, whose product is annotated as VPS29 retromer complex component. Gene Ontology annotation, biological process: retrograde transport, endosome to Golgi; intracellular protein transport. The record is from RefSeq and is a predicted model, not a curated record. Bases 101 to 649 code for a protein of 182 amino acids. NCBI's taxonomy places the organism in Eukaryota, Metazoa, Chordata, Actinopteri, Perciformes, Liparidae. Gene Ontology annotation, cellular component: endosome; retromer complex. The transcript has 4 exons.